Messenger RNA from Funneliformis mosseae, 831 nucleotides. Lineage: Eukaryota; Fungi; Glomeromycota; Glomeromycetes; Glomerales; Glomeraceae. The record is from the annotation of a GenBank genome assembly.
AUGUGGACCCUCGAAUCAUCCGGUCGUUUUGUUGAGAAGGUUAUUUAUGAAUAUACACGAACAUUAAAGCAUGAAUCUUGUUUACAUUCUUUUAUCAUCAAUGAUGCUGAUAUGAAAGCACAAUCAAUAUUCCGAAAAGAAGAGUGGGAAGAAAUAUUUUCUUCUAACCUUAAAAUUCAACAUUUUGACAUAAAUUAUAUUAAUCAUGCAUAUCGUGCAAUGCAUACUCUUUGGGAAAUUCACUCUGAACCAAUCAUCAAGACUGGAAGGGUGGUACCAGCACAACGAAGAUCGAAGAAGAUCGGAAGGAAAGGAGAUGGCAUAUUUAGAUUGAUUGGUGAUAGGUUGGAGUUUGGAGCUAUUGAGGCUGGAAAGAAAUGGGAAGGCAAAAGCGGAAGGAAAUAUAUUAUCGACAGCCUUAAGCUGAGUAAAACGCUUAGAGAUAUGUUUGUACAACUUGCGAAAGAAUGCGAUGAUGAUGAACAAAUUGUCAGAAAAUUACAGACCGUUGGGAUGCUACAUAGUGGAAAUCGAUUUCAACUUCUUACGUUAGAUGUUCCAAAGGGAUAUAUUUGUCGAAUUAAGCGUUUUGCCUUUCAGGAAGUUGCUAGUCAUAUAAAUAAUCCACCACUAGCAUUUGUGUUAAAAAAUAUAUUAAGAGCAAAAGCAAUUAUUAAACAGACAUUAGUAUUAGUACAAAAAAAGAGAUCAUCCUAUCUUGAUGAUCUUGAUGAUCUUGAUUAUGACGGAAAAGAAAUUAAUAGAUGUACAACUAUUCAAACAAUCACCUUAAGUAAAACUCACAAGACUCCAAAAAAAAAUCGUCUAUAG